AUGCUGAAGAACUACUAUGCCCUGAAUGCGAUGAUCGUUUGUGAUGCUGACCUCAGGAUCCUGAACGUGGAUGCCACAUUUCCCGGCUCGGUUCACGACUCCUUCGUGUGGAGGAUGUCAUUCCUGAGGGAGGCCUUCCUGCAAGGCCACUUCCCACGAGAGGACGAGGGCCUGCUUGGAGACAGUGGGUAUCCCCUUGAGCCGUGGCUCCUCAACCCUGUGCCAGGCAACCCUGCAGUGGGAUCUGAUGAGGCCCACUUCAACCAGGCUCAUCGAUCCGCGAGAUCCGUGGUUGAGCGGUGCAUCGGUAUGUUGAAGAACCGGUUUCGGUGCCUGCAGAGGUACAGAACCUUACACUACGACUCCAUCCGGUCGUGCAACAUCGUCACGGCGUGCUCCAUCCUGCACAAUGUGUGCUUAUACAUAAAUGCACCUGAACCAACACCCGAGCCAGAGCCAGUCGCUGUCGUCGAGCCGCAGUCAAGCGAUUCGAGCGAUAGCGACUCUGACGACCCCUUGACCGGGAGUCUCCAUGACCGGGGCAUGGUGGUUCGCCAGAGGAAGCGAGCCCCUCGUGCACAGCAGGGAGUGCAGACCGUGCAGACAUUGCACCCAAUUUAA
This is a messenger RNA of Ixodes scapularis (black-legged tick), 621 nucleotides long. Its product is annotated as putative nuclease HARBI1. The transcript is spliced from 5 exons. The record is from RefSeq and is a predicted model, not a curated record. Lineage: Eukaryota; Metazoa; Arthropoda; Arachnida; Ixodida; Ixodidae. Bases 1 to 621 code for a protein of 206 amino acids.